UGUGUGACAAUGGUUUGGCCCGGAUUUCCUGCGGGCGGUGGCGGAGCCGGUGAGGUCACGCUCACGCUGGGAGGGCUGCAGAGUUGCUGAGCGCGAGGAGUAUCAUGGCGUAUCCUGGGCACCCUGGCGCUGGAGGCGGCUAUUACCAAAGCGGGUACGGAAGUGCUCCAGGAGGACCAGCAUUUCCUGGUCAGACUCAAGAUCCUUUAUAUAAUUAUUUUGCUGCAGUAGCUGGACAGGAUGGGCAAAUAGAUGCUGAUGAGCUUCAGAGAUGUCUAACCCAGUCGGGAAUUUCAGGUGGAUACAAACCUUUCAAUCUAGAGACAUGCAGGCUUAUGAUCUCCAUGCUUGAUAGAGACAUGUCUGGCACAAUGGGCUUCAAUGAGUUUAAAGAUCUCUGGACAGUGCUCAAUGGUUGGAGGCAACACUUCAUGAGCAUCGAUAGUGACCGCAGCGGUACAGUGGAUUCUCAGGAGCUUCAGAAGGCUUUGACAACAAUGGGAUUUAGGUUGAGCCCCCAGGCAAUCAAUGGAAUCGCGAAACGAUUCAGCAGCCGCGGAAAGAUUACAUUUGAUGACUAUAUCGCCUGCUGCGUUAAACUCAGAGCUCUCACUGAUAGCUUUCGAAGAAGGGAUGCAGCACAGCAGGGCAUGGUGAACUUCCAGUAUGAUGACUUCAUACAAUGUGUAAUGAGCAUCUAAUUCAAGAUGAAGGAAGAGACCGAGGAGCAUGAUCAACAUUCCACUCGUUUUUGUUUUGCUUUGCACCAAAAAUUAUCAUGGCUGUGUAACUAAAUUUUGGAUUUGCAUAUUUUAUAAAUAUGAACUUAUAUGCUUUUAUAGUUUUUGAUAACUAACAAAAGAAGGAAUGUGAAGCUGAGUCCUGCUUUGAUUUGAUUUGUCUUACAUAUUUAUAAAUCAUUUUAUGUAGAAGUAAAAAUGUUGUGUAAUUAUUCAGUGCUUAUCGUCUCUUCCUGUACUACUGCAACUUUUUAUAUUGAAACAUACUUUGUGCCUGUGCCAUGGAAAGGCCAAAUGGAUAGGAAAUUUAGCAUGUAUGAAAAGAAAUGCGUAACAUGAUAGUAUCAUAGAAUUUUAGAGACCUUGGGGGUCGUCUUGUACCUUUUGCUCAGUGCAGGAAACUGCGACAGAAUCCCAGAUUGAUAUCCUUGGAACUGCCCAGCAGUUGGAUGGCUAAUGGAAUCGGGCAUGUUACCAAUCUUUUAGUGACUGUAACCACAAGCAGAUUUUCAAGUUGAUAUUUUAGAUACUCAUGAGAAUAUCUCCUAUAAAAGGCUGUAUUACUAUUAUUUAAACCCUUCAAUAUUAUAAUUUCCAAAAGGUACACAUGUCAGUAACAGAAUCAGAAUUUUUGGGCGUUUCUGAUUCUAGUCUGGAUCCUGUUCAGUGUUCCAUUUCCUUUACCUCUUCUAUACUAGCUGUUUGCAUUUUUAACUAACAAGAACUAUUGUCCCAUGCAUAUUUUUGAAUUUAGGCCUUCUGGACAUAUGUGUGCAUCGGCUUCAAGCCUUAUAUCCUAGGUCUGUGUUUCAUGCCUUAAGACAGUUUAUAAUCUUCUGCGUGCAGGAAUAUAAGUGUAUGCACCCAUACAAGACUCACAAACUAAAAAUAAGGCUAGUCUCACUGAGUGUUGGGGAAAAUCUUGAACAAAUACCUUUGCUCCUCCCUAGGAAGGGAUGUUUCAAAUACUUUAUACCCAGAAGCAACAAAGUUUCUGUUUUGUGUCCCUUAACUAUCACGUGUACUAUUUCUCUCUUGCAGUGGGAAGGCAUUCUGUGAAGGGUAAAAGGAAGGAACACUCUUAAGUCCAGUGUUGCAUUGUUUUACCUUAAUGACCACUCAGUGAAACAGCUGUCUGUCUUUUUUUUUUUUUUUUAGUGCUCAUAAUAUAGUGCUCAUAAUAUUGUAGGUGCUGUAGAUUGGUUAAAAUAGAGAGGCUUCUGUCUCCACACCUGUACCUUCUCUUGACUGAUGCUUGAAAAAGCUUGCUAUAAGAAGGCAGGCAGAAGACCAUGGGUAAAGCGAGUCAGAUAAUCUGCAACUUUGUGACUUUGCACCUCUUUAAAGGCACAGGUAUGAUCUCUGGAUUGACAUCUGUGAACCCUACAAAAAUGUGGAAGAUUGCCAUAGGUAUACCUCAUUCUGUAGUUAGGAUGGCAGGUAACACUGGCUUGGUUUGUUUAAUCUUGCUGUAGCACUGCUGGACAAACUAUUAAGAGAAUAAAUAUGCUCCAGUAAUGAGUGUAAGAAACAAAGCUGGGUGUGCUGUUCAGUGGCCAACUUAGCAGAAAGCAUGUGAUGUCAUAUGCUGCUAGUUCACUGUUUACUUAACAAAAUAUAUUUCUUUCCUGCUAGUACUCUAGUUGCCUCUAUUCCAUCAACUGGAGAUCAUGUAUCCCUGUCUAGCCAUGUGAAUUCAUCUAUUUGUAUUUAAAUUACAAACCUGUUAUCAGAUUCUAGGGAACAUUCUUAACAGAAAUAGAACAGAACCUUUCUGCUUUGUGAAAAUAAGAAUCCCACAUGCCUGGCCCCAUGGGAACUCUUCACAGUUGCCCUGCUGACAUGCAAACUUAACCACAAAUCACUCGUAGGUGGACCUUUUAAUUGUAACUGUGUUUAAUUGUAUCUGGCUUCCUCUCAGAGAUGCUACUUGCAGAGCUGUAGAAAACACAACUAUGAAUUAUCCAUAAAUCCACAAGGUUUAUGUAAGUAAUAUUUGCAAAGCUCUAGGUUAAUUCACCAUUUUAAAAAAUAUUGUUUGUAUUGUUAUCUGUACUAUACUCCGUAAAAGUUAAUAAAUUGACAAUAGCAAAUCUUUUCCAUCA
Molecule: messenger RNA, 2845 nt
Organism: Hemicordylus capensis (graceful crag lizard)
Lineage: Eukaryota; Metazoa; Chordata; Lepidosauria; Squamata; Cordylidae
Gene: SRI
Product: sorcin
Exons: 8
Coding region: 105-701 (198 amino acids)
Molecular function (GO): calcium ion binding
Source: RefSeq, a predicted model, not a curated record